This is a messenger RNA of Colletotrichum gloeosporioides, 795 nucleotides long. RefSeq lists its product as uncharacterized. The transcript has a single exon. The record is from RefSeq and is a predicted model, not a curated record. Bases 1 to 795 code for a protein of 264 amino acids. NCBI's taxonomy places the organism in Eukaryota, Fungi, Ascomycota, Sordariomycetes, Glomerellales, Glomerellaceae.
AUGCCCUCCGCAUCGGCCAAUGUACACGGCAAUCAUCAGUCCGGGCAAUACGCCAAUACCGGUUCCAGUCCAUCAUACGAGGGACAGUCCAACGGACAGUCCAACAGACAGUCCAACAGAAGCUCAAUGGCAAGCUCAGCAAGCAACACCGGCGCAAGAUCGCUGGAUCGUCAGCCGGAGGAGAGGCUAGAUCAAGAGCCUUCGAUCAACAUCGACGGUCUGUUACAAAGGCUGCAGAGUAUGACCCCUGAAUCCCGAGAGGAAGAGUUUGGUCAAUUGGCCGCAGCAAUACUGAAGAAUCUCUUCGACUCGAGCCAUUGGUGCAAACAAAAGAUCCAAAAGUCCAGAAACGCAACCGAGACAUUGCUGAAGGCCAUCAUAGAGCGCGACCGAAGUGAGCCCAGUGGAACUGGUCGCCGCGCCUGUUACUAUUGCUUCGAGAUGUUACGAGAAGACAGAUUCGGCAAGGACCAGCCCGCCAACGCCAUCCUGAAAGCCAACGGAAACUACAGACCGUUCAACGAGAAGCGCAAAUAUCCCGAAUCGACAAACAUUGAGCCCUUGCGGCAGUUCUGUAUGGAUUGCGGCGUCCGUCUCCACUUUUACCGGCGCUGCCGGCGCUUCGUUUCGGAGACCGGCGCGGCUUGGUGGGCCUGCCGCUGCCGGGUGCUACGCCUGGUUGUGGACGAUGAGAAUGAACCUUGCCCGGAUUGCAACUGUGUUUGCCCGCUCAGGAACCCUGACGAAGAUGAUGACACCUUUGAGUCGGACGAGUCGGAUGGGUUGGACCCUUGA